AGGUGGACGGUGUGGAAGUGGAGGAGGAGGAGGCAUACUCCGUACACCGAGGAUUUCCAGGUAGCAGACAGUCUACGGCCCGGGACAGAGGGACCAGGACCAGCCUCGGGAAGGAGAGCUCGUCGUGGACCCUCUUCUCCUCUCGUACACAUAUCGUGACCUACGUAUUGAAUCAUCGUUUAGUGUUGCUAGUGUUAACCUUGAACGUAAUGCAAGGUUCACGAUUCAGUGUGAUAAUGAAAUAGGAUAAUAAACUCGACAAAUCAUCAUCGAUCUUUUGAUGAGAUUAUAUUGCUAGUGAUUGGUAGUUGCCUUCGAUAGAUAAAUAUAUCGUGAUAGAUACAUAUCGAACGUUGUCAUUGGUGGAUUAUAUCGAAGAAACCACCAAUUAUUGGUGGAGAAAAAGUUUGAAAAGAAUUGAGAAGACGGAGCGUAGUGGUUCGGCCGGGAACUGCUCGGAGCACGUGCCUCGCACGCAGAAGGCGCUCCGAGCGGCACCAGGUGCGCUAAUCGAGGACCGAUUUGUGGGAACGAAAUUGUGACGGUGGUAUCGAUAAAUAGAACGUUUCAAGGCACGUACACGCGUUCACGCGUUCGUUCUUUUUAACGAAUUUCGGCGCAUCGGUCACGUGAUCUACUCGGCGAGAGAAGGAAACCGGCAAGCAGGAAUGCCAGCAGCAGCUCGUGCCGUGAAUACUUCGAGGACGAUCUCGAUGAUCGCUUCGUUGACGACUCUUUUUUUUACAUUCAUCGGGAUUGACGGCAUGGGACAUGUCAAUGGACACAACGUUGAGCGGAAUACUUUUCAUCAAGAUUCGAGCACAAUUUCGGGACCUGUGUUCAUCGCUCCAGUUGGAAAUCAAACGGCUGCUAUUGGUCGUGAAGUUGUUUUCUCUUGCAGUGUUCGUAAUAUCGGGAAAUACAAGGUUGGCUGGCUACGCGNNNCUGACCAGACGAUUCUCUCCGUCCACACGAGGACGGUGACGCACAAUGCGCGCAUCUCGGUCUCGUACGAGUCGAGCGGUUGUUCCGGGCCCGGAGCCGCGGGCGGAAGCGCGUUCGGGGUGACAGGAAGCAGCCAAGCCGCGGAGGAAGUGGUGAACGGCACGUGGCGGCUCCACAUUCGCCAGUUGAAGGAGUCGGACAGAGACUGUUACAUGUGUCAGAUUAACACCAGCCCUAUGAUAUCCGAGUUAGGGUGUUUGGACAUUCUUGUACCGCCAGAUAUCGUUUACGGAGGCGACACCAGCGCCGACUUGGCAGUUUCGGAAGGUGACAAUGCGACUCUAAGCUGUCGCGCGACUGGAAGGCCGACCCCAAGAGUGUCCUGGCGAAGGGAAGACGGAGAAGCCAUUCUCAUAAGGGCCUCUUCUGCCGGUGGCGGCAGUUUCGAGAAGCACGAGACGUACAACGGUUCGGUGCUGCAAUUCCAUCGUGUCGAGAGGCGACAAAUGGGGGCGUAUCUGUGCAUCGCCAGCAACGACGUGCCGCCCGCCGUUAGCAAGCGAGUGACACUCGCCGUGAAUUUUGCACCUGUCGUCAAAGCGCCUAAUCAGCUUCUGGGCGCACCUUUGAGCACGGACGUGCAGCUAGAAUGCUACGUCGAGGCAUUCCCAAACACAAUUAAUUACUGGGUAAAGAACCGGCGGGGCUUAGAGGACGAGAUGUUGCUCGAAGGACUCAAGUACCGUGUGAGGGAAGAACGAUCCGGAUACAAAGUUCUGAUGUGGUUGUUAAUCAAAGGAUUUACCGAGCAGGACGUAGGCAGUUACAAAUGUGUGUCGACCAACAGUCUUGGCAAAGCCGACGGCACUUUAAGGUUAUACGAAAUUAAGAUCGGUUUCGACAGAUCAUCACGAGGAAAGGAUCAGGUAUCUAUAAUCGGCGGUUUAGCCGAAGCGGCGCAAAGUUCAGGCGCCGGUAACAGCUUUAAAGGAUUAUUCGGAUGUUGGAAAAAGUUAUCGCAUUAUUUAUCGAUGUGUCUGUUCAUAUCAGUGCUACUCUGGCCGCGGUGAAGAAGGCAUCCUCUGUUAAUCACUGCCAAACUGAUAACUGCCGGAUAACUUUGUGCCAAAAGACAAAAAAUAAAAGCAAGAAUGUGUGAACGUGUGUAUUUGAGCGUAAUACAAAUCAAAGAGAGAGUAUUUGCAAUUCUAAACGAA
Molecule: messenger RNA, 2162 nt
Organism: Apis dorsata (giant honeybee)
Lineage: Eukaryota; Metazoa; Arthropoda; Insecta; Hymenoptera; Apidae
Product: lachesin-like
Exons: 11
Coding region: 669-2015 (448 amino acids)
Cellular component (GO): neuron projection
Source: RefSeq, a predicted model, not a curated record